Molecule: messenger RNA, 2821 nt
Organism: Cydia pomonella (codling moth)
Lineage: Eukaryota; Metazoa; Arthropoda; Insecta; Lepidoptera; Tortricidae
Product: nucleolar MIF4G domain-containing protein 1 homolog
Exons: 14
Coding region: 139-2796 (885 amino acids)
Biological process (GO): ribosomal small subunit biogenesis
Cellular component (GO): nucleolus
Molecular function (GO): protein binding; RNA binding
Source: RefSeq, a predicted model, not a curated record
CCUAAACGAAAAUAGCCAUGUGAAUAAUACUGUCAAAUUGACGUAUUUCGUGAUUUCUUGAGUAACCUAAAAGCUCUUAUUUUUAAUAAGGCAGUAGGUUUAAUUCUUCUUAGAAGUGUUGAUUGUAAAGUAAAUAUCAUGAAGAAACCAAAACAAGCAGCACGUGCCAGUUUUCCAAACACCCGCAAAGCUCUGCGCAAACAAAAGAGGCAGCAAAAGAAAGCUCACAAGCAGGAACAUUAUUUAAAGAAGAAAACUGUCCAAGAACAACCAAAAUAUACACCAGGGAGGUUCGUAAAGCGACCUGCUGAUUCACCAGAGCCUGAUGCAGAAGUUAAAAAGAAAAAGCAGAAAUCCCAACCUUUGCCAAUUGAUGUGGUUCAAAAAGAGCGUGAAAAAGAGAAAAGGGAAGCCGACCGUUUAAAAGCUGAGAUGGAGGAUCAGAGACGGAAGAUUUUCCUAGAAGCCAAUGAGGAAGAGGACAAGAUGAUAAAGAAACUAGAAAAACAGCUUGGGCUGAACAAGGUUAAAAACAAAAAGAAAUUCUUUGAGGAUGAUGGUCUUGAUUAUUUACUAGAAAUCUGUGAUAGACAAACAACAGAACAAAUCGUAGCCGCUGAGAAACACCUGGCCAAUGUCGAAGGUGAAUCAGACUUUGAAGAAGACCUAGCAGCAGUCACUGGGAAAGAAUUAAAGAAAAAUAAGGAUAAAAAAACUAAGGAGGCAAAAACUAAAGAUACAAAAUCUAAAAAUGAUAAAAACAGCGCUGAUGAUGAAUUUAGUGAUGAGAAUAGUGACUUUGACAGUGAUGACAAUGCAAAUGAAGAAGUUAUGAGUGAUGUUGAUGAAAAAAUCAGUGGAGAAGAUGAUGAAUUUGGUGAAAAUAGUGAUAAUGAUGAAGAUGGUGGCUUAAGUGAUAAUGAAGAUUCUGAUGAAGAACCUGAAGAAAAACCUACAAAAUUAUCAAAAUCUAAACAGAAAUCAAAAGAAAACCCAGCCCCAAAGCAAGAAAAUAAAAAGGGUAAAGAAAGGGUAGUUUCAGAAGAAGAAUUAUCCAAAAUGUUCAGUGAUGAUGAAGUGUCACAUCUGUCUGAAGAUGGUGAUUUAGAUGGGGGUGAUUUUGGGGAUGAAAAGGAAGAAAUUGAGGAGAAGGUGAAAGAGAAACCAGAUGUUUGGGAAGAUAUUUAUGGACGUAAGAGGGACAAGGAAGGAAAUGUUAUAAAGGAAGAUAAAGGUGCUUACAUUCCACCACAUUUGAGAAACAAGGAUGCUACAACUGAUCAGGCGACAGCGCAAUUAAAACGACAAAUAAAGAGCAUCCUUAAUAAGCUUGCACAUACGAACCUCCACUGGGCCUGCACGUCCAUCGAGAAUCUCUACUCCAGCAACAGCCGUCAUUCUGUCAGCGCGUCCCUCUGCGGUCUAUGGUUAGAAGCAGUUUGUGGGACCGUGAGUGCGCCUCUGCGACUCCAGGCCGAGCAUGCGGCUCUAGUUGGCGUGUUACAUGCCAAUGUGGGGCAGGAAAUUGGAGCCCAUUUCUUAGAAGAGUUGUGCACAAUAUUCAACCGUCUGACGCAGACUUCGCAGCCUAUGGAGGAUAAAACGUUGGACAAUAUUGUGUGCUGUCUCGCUUAUCUGUAUAGUUUCAAGAUUUUCCACGCAACUCUCCUAUACGACAUUCUCAAUCGGUUACUUUUGAAUCCAACUGAAAAAAGCAUAGACUGCGUUCUGUGCGCGUUCCGCUGUGCGGGUGCAUCGUUACGGAAAGACGAGCCAUUGGCUUUGAAGACUUUCAUACAGGAUGCUCAAAAGCAAGCGAGCGCGGUGCAAGGAGGCGACCAGGCUGGGUCUCGAAUAAAGUUCCUUCUAGAAGUCCUAAUGGCGGUGAAGAAUAACAAUCUGAACAAGAUACCCAACUAUGACCCGAGCUUCGUUGAACAGCUGAAGAAGACAGUCCGAGGCAUCAUUAGGAAAGGAAACUAUGCUACGCCACUCAAUAUCACACUUGAAGAUUUACUCAAAGCCGAAACUCGUGGCAAAUGGUGGGUCGUAGGCUCUGCAUGGGAAGGCAACCGCCCAAAGCCAGAAGAGAAGAUUAAAGCAGUUCCCAGCACGGACCAGAAACUUCUAGAACUAGCGAGGAAACAGAGGAUGAAUACAGAUGUUAGGAGGAGUAUCUUCUGUGUUAUAAUGUCUGCUGAGGACUACAUGGACGCGUUCGAAAAACUCCAACACCUAGGUCUAAAAGGCAGUCAAGAACGCGAAGUAGUGCACGUAUUACUAGCGUGCUGCACGCAGGAACGAACCUACAACCCCUACUACUCCGUGCUGGCCCAAAAACUAUGCGACGUUGAUAGGAAAUACCAGCUGUCCAUCCAGUUCGCCGUUUGGGAUAAAAUCAAGGAUUUGGAGAGCUUAUCGAAGCAGGCUACGACCAAUCUGGCGCAGUUUCUUAUACACCUCAUUAUGGAGAAGGGCUUGGCUUUAUCCGUUCUAAAGGUAAUAGAAUUCUCGGACCUAAACAAAAGCUCAGUCCGUUUCCUCCGUCAGAUACUCCUCGCCAUCAUCAUGAAUGCCGACGUACAAGCUUCCCUCCAAGUGUUCCACCGCAUUGCUAAAACACCCAAACUUCACAUGUUCAGAGAAAGUCUAAGGUUAUUUAUACAACACUUUUUGUUGAAAAAUGCGGGGAAGAAAAGCACAGUGUUAAAUGAGGAAGAGAUGAAGAUAUUGAAGGAGAGAACCGUGGAGGUUGAGAGGAUAUUGACUAUGUUUGAGUCGAAGUUGAAGUUUUAAAAUAAAUAUAAAAUAUGUUUAUGGA